AUGCCCCAAGCAGGUCUCAAAAAGAGAGAAAAGACCAGCAAGGUCAAGAAGCCCACUGGCAAGAUUGCUCCCAAGAGGGCCGCUCCCCGAAAGAUUGCUCCCCGACGAAAGAGCGCUCAAAGAGACGUCGAGAUUGCGAAGAAGCAUCAAGCAGCUCUGACCGCCACCACGGAAAAGCUGCUGGCCUCUCGAGUGGGCCAUCUGGAGAUUCUCAAGGGCAACCGACGAGAAAUCGAAAAGAAGAACAAGGAGGACGAGGAGAAGAAGAAGAAGAAGGCUGCCAACGCUCAACCCAAAUAA
Yarrowia lipolytica CLIB122 is the source of this 300-nucleotide messenger RNA. RefSeq lists its product as uncharacterized. The record is from RefSeq and is a predicted model, not a curated record. NCBI's taxonomy places the organism in Eukaryota, Fungi, Ascomycota, Dipodascomycetes, Dipodascales.